AUGGCGGAAAACGAAAAUAGAGAGGAGGAGGGAUUAGGAGGAGAGGAACAGGUGGGGGAAGAGGGAGAUAAGGGGGGAGGAUUAAAAAACAAGGGGGAUGUAGCGAAAAAGAAGGGGAGGCCGACAAAUUUAGAAAGGCUGACUAGGGAAAGAACAAGAAGCAUGAAUAGCAUAGAAGAAAUGUUGAUAAGGGGAAAAAGGAAGGAACGAGAGCAGGAUGAGGAGGGGAUGGAGAUAAUGGAAGAGGAGGAGAUACUUAAAAGAAGCAGGAUAGGAAAGGGGUCUCCGGAAACGAAUGAGUGUAGAGGGGGCAAUUUGGGUAAAAUAUUAGAGGAAUUAGGAAAGCUGGGAAAGAAAAUAGAUGAAGGAAAGGAGGAGUUGAAGAAACAGAUAGCAGAUCUAAAAAAUAGGUGGGAGGAGGAAAGGAGAGAAAUGAGGGAUAGGAUAGAGUUGAUGGAAAAAAGAAUAGAAGACUUAGAAGAGAAAUUGGAGAAGGAGGGGGAUAAAAGGAGGGAAACUUUAAAAGAAGAGGGGAGAAAGGAAGGAAAGGAGGGGGCAGGGGGGAUAACGAGAAGAAUGAGAGAGGUCGAAGUAAGGUUAGACAAAAGGGAGAGGGAAUCAAGGAGAAAUAAUAUAAUAGUCAAAGGAAUUAAGAUAGGAGAGGGAAAGGUGGAAGAGACAAUAAAGGAGCUUUGGGGGGAAAUGGGUAUAGAAGAGAGCCUAAGAGAGGUAAGGAGAGUAGGGGGGGGUAGACAGAGAGGGGAGAGGGAUGAUGUUAGUAAAGUUAGGAAGCUUGGAGAGCAAGAGGAGAGUGAUGGAGGCAAAGAAGAGACUAAAAGGUAG
Messenger RNA from Monomorium pharaonis (pharaoh ant), 843 nucleotides. RefSeq names its product high mobility group nucleosome-binding domain-containing protein 5-like. The transcript has a single exon. Bases 1 to 843 code for a protein of 280 amino acids. NCBI's taxonomy places the organism in Eukaryota, Metazoa, Arthropoda, Insecta, Hymenoptera, Formicidae. The record is from RefSeq and is a predicted model, not a curated record.